Molecule: messenger RNA, 1221 nt
Organism: Thunnus maccoyii (southern bluefin tuna)
Lineage: Eukaryota; Metazoa; Chordata; Actinopteri; Scombriformes; Scombridae
Gene: dcun1d1
Product: DCN1, defective in cullin neddylation 1, domain containing 1 (S. cerevisiae)
Exons: 7
Coding region: 105-878 (257 amino acids)
Biological process (GO): protein neddylation; positive regulation of ubiquitin-protein transferase activity
Cellular component (GO): ubiquitin ligase complex
Molecular function (GO): ubiquitin conjugating enzyme binding; ubiquitin-like protein binding; cullin family protein binding
Source: RefSeq, a predicted model, not a curated record
GAAGAACGAUAGCUCAGCCGGAAAGACUUUUUGCGUGACUCGUGAAAACUUUACACGCAGUUAGCCAGCUGGAUGGGAGGAAGGGGAGUCGGGCGAAGACAAACAUGAACAAGCUGAAGUCCUCACAGAAGGAUAAAGUUCGUCAGUUCAUGAUUUUCACUCAAUCCAACGAGAAGACUGCACUGACCUGUCUGGCACAGAAUGACUGGAAACUAGAUGUUGCCACGGACAAGUUUUUCCAAAAUCCAGAGCUCUAUGUUUCAAAUCUAAAGGGGGCCUUAGACAAGAAGAAGCUUGAGCAGCUGUACAACAGAUACAGAGAUCCUCACGAUGACAACAAGAUCGGCAUCGACGGGAUCCAGCAGUUCUGUGACGACCUGGGUUUGGACCCAGCCAGUAUAAGUGUUCUCCUCAUAGCCUGGAAGUUCAGGGCAGCGACACAGUGCGAGUUCUCAAAACAGGAGUUCAUGGACGGCAUGGCAGAGCAGGGAUGUGACAGUAUAGAGAAGCUAAAAGCUCAGCUGCCAAAGAUGGAGCAAGAGUUAAAGGACCAAGGGAGAUUUAAGGACUUUUACCAGUUUACAUUUAAUUUUGCAAAGAAUCCUGGCCAGAAAGGUUUGGAUUUAGAAAUGGCAAUUGCAUAUUGGAAUUUAGUACUGGCUGGAAGAUUCAAGUUCCUGGACCUGUGGAACACAUUUUUAGUUGAGCACCACAAAAGAUCGAUUCCUAAGGACACUUGGAACCUCUUACUAGAUUUCAGCACAAUGAUCACAGAUGACAUGUCAAAUUAUGAUGAGGAAGGAGCAUGGCCUGUCCUUAUUGAUGACUUUGUGGAGUUUGCACGGCCACACAUCGGGACCAAAAGCACGGCGGUUUAAGGGCUCCUCUGUGAAGGAACAUCCAUGUGAGGUUUCUAUGAAAACGAGAGCGCCGUGAAUGCAGAGAGUGGACCGCACUGAGCUGAGAACUAUGUUGCCUUUUCAACCCUCAGGACUGAAAUAUUUUACACAGCAGAGACUUUAUAUAUGUGUGUAUGUGUAUGUACAUAUAUAAAAAAAAGGCAUAUCACUUUGUUGGUCAACUUGUGGUGGUUUGGAACUUUUAUCUAAAGUAUUGGGCUUUUUUGUGUGCGCUCAAGCCAACUAGAGAGGAGUCACCAUCUUGGCCCACCUGGUUCAUUGAUGUGGUUGGCUCUGCUCAAAAGCAGGUAGAUAGACACAC